Molecule: messenger RNA, 789 nt
Organism: Anopheles nili
Lineage: Eukaryota; Metazoa; Arthropoda; Insecta; Diptera; Culicidae
Exons: 2
Coding region: 1-789 (262 amino acids)
Biological process (GO): regulation of exit from mitosis
Cellular component (GO): nucleus
Source: RefSeq, a predicted model, not a curated record
AUGAAAGCUAUAAACAUUAGACUUGACGCUCCUUUUAUCACGCAAGGAUGCGCUACCAGGAUACUGCGUACAAUCGUCGAGCUCUUGCUGUACCAUCGUGGUCAAAUUCCGUUCAUGUACACUACAUUUCGUUCCAUGGUCAGGAAUCUUCAACUUACUGAUAUCGAUGAAGAUCCUUUCACCGCUAGUCAACUAAAAAAACAGCGAGAUCAAGCGAAAAAUGUUAUACACAGUGCUGAGCUUGUGUUCGAUGCAAUAGAAAAUAUAAUGCAACAGCACGCGGUGCGAGUACUGAUGGUCUUGUUCGGUAGAACGAUAUACACGGCUAAGGAAGCUUUCACGAUCGAGCUGCCCACUGUCGAUGAGGAUCAUUACGGACAAUAUCAUCAGCAAUCGUUAGAAAAAAUCAUUAGAAAAAUCGCAAUGGAACUAACGCUAUCCGAUGAAAUUGUGAGCGGAAAGGGACUGAUGGGUAGCACGAAUGUGUUCGUCUUGAUACAGUCAGCGGUCACGCCUAGCAGUGGGAUGGAUCAGUUAGAUGGUUUCCAACUUCCCAGUAAAUGCGCCGAGUUCGUUAUCAGACUGCAAAUGGCGGAUACGUCGGAAAACACAGCGGUUAAGUGCUGUAAACUUUUAGAGGUAUACCGCGAACAAACGGAUUCCUCUCAAGAACCAGAAGUUCGAAAGGACAAAGAAACAGAGGAAACGUUAAACAGUUGGUUCCUUUUAGAGACCGUGGUUAGUGGGUACCAGGCAAAAUUCGUGAAAGGUAACAAUAUAUGGAAAUGA